AACAACAAAAAGCUGCAUUGCUGACAGCGAAAGUGCUUCAGAUGCAAAAGCUGACUGUACCUGAUGUAAGAUAUAUUAAAUUAUUUGAAAUUUUUAUUAUAAACACAUUUUCUUUCAUUCGAUGGAUAUAGUUAAUACUUUUGCAAUAAUCGUAAGAACGUAAAUGAAAUUAAAAAUAAAUCGUAAUUGAACUUUUUAAUGCAGUAUUAAUUGAAAGAUUAUACCUACAGUGUCCAACUGCUGUCUGGUUUACCCUAUUUUAAGUUUUUAUUAUUUUGAACGUGGACAUACAUUUUAAUAAAUCAAAAUAUCAAUCACUCUGAACUUUUCUAAACGUCACCUUUUAUUAUUAACAAAUUUUCAUCAAUGCAUUUUUACCAACUUAUUUAUAGUGAAAAUGUUAAAAAUAAAAAAAACUUAUAAUUAAUUUUUGCAUGAUUAUCUUAGAUUACACUUGGUAAUCAGUAUACUGGAAGUGUUUUCCAUGAACCUAAAACAGACUCGAAAAAAUCUUUAAAAGGCACUCAAAGCAAAAAAGUCUUGCCAAACCCAGAUAAUAUCAACAAACAAUCGCAGGUAUUUUAUUAAAAAAUAUCAGAGUUAUAAUUAUUGAUAUUAAUUGAAAUGACAUCUUUUUUCUUGUUAAUUGUUCUACUUUUUGAAAUCGUUAAUAGAUUAAAUUUUUUAAUGUUUACAAUUUUUCAGUCUCAAACUUCAAAACGAAAAGGCGUUUCUGCUUCUGGAGGUACACCAACAAAAAUUUUAAAACAAACACCGAUAUCCGGCCACACAGCGAAAGAUACCAGCCAUAAACCGAAAAGCAGUCUCACAGCGAAAGGCAGCCGCACUGACGAUACCAACCAAACACCGACAAGCAGUCUCACAGCCAAAGGUAGCCGCAUUGACGAUACCAACAAAACACCGAAAAGCAGUCUCACAUCCAAAGGCAGCCACACUGACGAUACCAACCAAACACCGAAAAGCAGUCUCACAGCCAAAGGUAGCCGCAUUGACGAUACCAACAAAACACCGAAAAGUAGUCUCACAGCCAAAGCCAGCCGCAUUGACGAUAUCAACCAAAUAGUGAAAAGUAGUCUCACAGCCAAAGCCAGCCGCAUUGACGAUAUCAACCAAAUAGUGAAAAGCAGCCUUACAGCCAAAGAUACUAGUUUUACCUCCAAUGCCAGACACGCAUCUGAUGCAUCUGAUACCAGCAGCGAUGAGGAAACUAGUGAUGCAGCACUUAUUUCAGAAAUUGAUGCUAACUUGAUUUUGCAAGAUUCACAAGGACGGGAACAAGAAAUCCGAAAUUUAAAACGACAAUUAAUUGAUACUAUGAGGAUUAAUAAAGUUCUAAGUGCUCAAAACAUCGAACUGCAGCAGAAAGUCGUCGACAAAUUUCCGAGUAUUCAAUGUAUAUAUUGUAUAAUUUAUGUACAUAUUUAUAAAAUUUUAUAUUACGAUAUUUUUUUACACUUUUUAGAAUUUUGGAAAUUUGAAGGUGUGCCAAAGAAUAAAAAAUAUAAUAUUUUUGAUCAACUUUAUUUUGCAGCUUCGCUUCAAACUGUUAAUGAAACAUCUGAGAGAAGUCUUCAAGAUCGAAUAGCAAGCGGUGAAGAUUUACCAGUGGGAACAAUUGAUCGCAUUAGUCAAACAAUUCAUGGAGGAUACGGUAUUUGGAUCCCGCAAGAUGAUUAUGGGAGAGCGAAGUUCAAGUCGAAAGGUUGUUCUACAAAAUUUAUCAGAUCCAUGUCUAGAGCAAUAUUUACAGUGGAGGUUUUAAAAGCAUCGAGCGUUACUGGACAAUUGUCUAAUAAAGACAGAAACAAAGUUAAUGUCACCCCAAGAACGGCAUUAAAUUCCAGAAAGGUGAAUGCUUUGAAAGCCAUUACAAGAUUUUGGAUGGUGGAACGGAAGAUUGAUGAAGAUAAAAUUCUAAACGCUAUGGAAAGUAUUGGUACAACAUUAUCCAAACAAAUUAGCGAUCUAAACAGAAAAAAUCCGAGUAGGAAAAACAGGACCAAGAAGUCAAAAGUGAAGUCAAAGAAAAUAAUUCCUAUGGAAGAAGAGGAAAGUAGUGAUGGAGAGAGUGUUGCCAGUGAAAAUGGAAAAUUAAAAUCAAAGAAAACAAUCUCUCCAGAAGAUAAUGAAAGUAACAGCGAUGAGAAUGAAGAAAUAUCCAAUUCCCGAAUAGUUACACAACCUGAUCUUCAGACGCGUGAAAAGAGUGACCCUCCAGAGUCAGACAAUACUACUGACUUCUCAGAAGAAGAACAACUCGAUGAGGAGCUUUCCGAUAGGGAAAACUUUCAAGUAGACACACCUACUGAAGACGAUGAUUAAGAUAAAUAUAUAAUUUCUUUGUUUAAAACAUUAUUUUUUUAGUAAUGAGCGCCUUAUUAUAUGAAAAGAAUAUAUAUUUUAUUACUAAGGCCAUCAAAAAAGUUAAGUUGAAAAGCUACAUUUUUUUCCACAAUAUUCAGCUUUGAUUGCUUAAAGUUGAAUAUAAAAUGAGAAAAAACAAUUAUUUUUUUAUAAUCAAAUUUAAACAUUUAAGUACUUGUUUCUCUUUAAUGCUUUAAUUUUUGUCCUUGAAAAUGCAGAAUUGUUGGAAAUGAAAGUAUAUCACUUAGAAAGAUUUUUUUGAUAAUAAGUAAAAGUUCUAAGAGAGUAGUAUAUACUUUCUAUGCUUUCAUUACUUACAAAGAGACUGAAUUUAACCGUAGUUUUACUCUUAGAAUCUUGGAUAUUUUAUAAAAUUAAAGCAUAAUUCAGUUUAUACUUAAAGACGAAAUAAAUUUUAUUCAUCUUACUUUAAAAACUUGUGACUCGAAAACAGUAUUUUACAAUAAAUCCACGCGACAAUUAA
This is a messenger RNA of Leptopilina boulardi, 2869 nucleotides long. RefSeq lists its product as uncharacterized. Lineage: Eukaryota; Metazoa; Arthropoda; Insecta; Hymenoptera; Figitidae. The record is from RefSeq and is a predicted model, not a curated record. The transcript is spliced from 4 exons. Bases 625 to 2343 code for a protein of 572 amino acids.